AUGCUUUGGGUUUUAAAUUCUUUUGUUGGUUCAGAAGGAUUCGUUUAUGGUUUAGGUGGUUUUUUGUGUCGUUUUGGAAAUAAAUUGACCAUUAAAGAUGCUAUUGAUUAUGUGGCGGCUUUGUGGAAUAAAGUUGAUAAGUUAACAAUGGCAAAUUGUUGGACAAAGACUGGUAUUUUGCCGAUGGUACUGGAUGAUAAUGUUGAACUUUCGCAUAAUACAUAUUUAGAAACAAUUGAGUCUGAAGAAAAUGAAAUACAUGAAUUAGUUAAUAAUUCCUAUAUUUCUACAGAAGAAGUACUUGAUGACAAUCAAAUUAUUAAAACUAUAUUAGCGGAGCAAUUAGAAUAUAAGCAAGGUGAUCCAGAUGACUCCAAUGAAGAGCCAUCAAAAAUUUCUUCUACUGAAGGAUUAAAUGAGUUUUAA
Messenger RNA from Dentiscutata erythropus, 426 nucleotides. The record is from the annotation of a GenBank genome assembly. NCBI's taxonomy places the organism in Eukaryota, Fungi, Glomeromycota, Glomeromycetes, Diversisporales, Gigasporaceae.